Messenger RNA from Thamnophis elegans (Western terrestrial garter snake), 2181 nucleotides. RefSeq names its product leucine rich repeat containing 46 (gene LRRC46). NCBI's taxonomy places the organism in Eukaryota, Metazoa, Chordata, Lepidosauria, Squamata, Natricidae. Bases 321 to 1307 code for a protein of 328 amino acids. Gene Ontology annotation, molecular function: protein binding. The transcript is spliced from 8 exons. The record is from RefSeq and is a predicted model, not a curated record.
CUGCCAUAGAUGUUGCCAAGGUCACACCACUAGUCCUUGGGUGGAUAUCCACAAAGAAUCCUUACAAAUUGCCCUUCCAAGCUGCUGCUACCGUAUAAGCAACUGGGGGAAACCAUAGAAAGACUUUUGAACGCUGCUAUGUAUUCUUUGGUUGCUAAGUAAAUGCAAGGGAUUGUUAUGGUAAUUCUUGUCUCCUCCCUCUAGUGGCUGUAGACCGUUUUCAUGAAGAUUCUGAAACUAUAGCUGUUUCAGACAAACGUCCUCGUCUCGUUUCUAGGCGACAGAUAUUCAUUUUUGGCCACCAGGAGGAUUGAUCAGUCAUGCCAGAAGCAAAUUUACAACCCUCUACUGAAGGAGUGUGCUUGACAAUAUCUCUUAUUGUCCAGAGGAAUAUGCCAGUACCAGUAAAGAAAGAGGACCCAGAGAAAAUAUCUGAAGCCUUGACUUCUAUACAGGUCCUACGGCUAGAUAGAGAAAGAAUUAGCUGCAUUACCAACCUGCCAGAAUUCAAACAUGUCCACAGCAUCUAUUUACAACAGAAUCAAAUAAAGAAAAUUGAAAACUUAAACUGCUUUCCAAACUUGAAGUUUCUGUCAUUAUCUGGGAAUUACAUCAACAAAGUAGAGAGUCUCCAACCCCUCCUCAAGUUGAAAUUUCUGGAUCUUUCACAGAAUUGCAUUGAUACUUUAGAUAUAGAUGAGCUGCCCCUGAACCUUGCAAUCCUUGACCUGACUGGAAAUAAAUGCAUGAAUCAAAAAGGCUACAGAGAGAGUGUGUUGGCAGCUCUGCCCAAUUUGAUAGAACUGGACCACAAAGGCAUCCCAAAGCAGAAAGUCAUUCUCCAAAAUAAUGAAGAGGAGGAAAAUAGCUCAGAAGAGAGUGAUUAUGAGGACUGUCCAGAACUCUUUCAGCCGCUGAGCACAGAAAAAGAUUUUUUUGUUGAUCUCCAUAAUGAAUUCAGUAGCCGCUCAACCCGGCGGAGAGAGACAGCAAUGAGGGAACAUGAAGUCCGUCUGGAAGAGCUGAGGCAACGACAGAAUCUGAGACAGCUUGUAUUCAACACCAGUGAAAGUAGAACUGAACCCCUAAGUUUACUAGAAUCAACAUCUCCAGUUCUAAAUGAUCUACCUCAAACUGCGAACCAUUUGGUUUUGAAUCCACCACAAAGAACAGAGAAUCCAACAGUUGAUGCAGGAUUGAAUAUUCCAAAAGAAAAAAAUGAAGGAGCGAUUCAGACCCAGCAGAAAAUAGCAAAAGGAAAAGUAUCUAGUGCAGCUAAAACUGCAAACAAGAACAUAAGAAAAUGAUAUUUUGUUGAAACAUUAUUUUACUUAUGUAAUUCCUUUAUUUAAGCAAACAAAUAUACUCCCUUUCAUUUGUGAAGCACUGUCUUAUUAUUUUUUUAAAAACAAGAUAUUCUGAUCUGUUAGAGGAGGUAGGGGUUGCCAGUCAGAAAACUAAAAAAAAUGUGUGGUCUACACAGUAACUUGCAAGAAACACUUCUACUGAGAAAAAAGGGAGAGGCAGGGAAAUUAAUAGCAGGUAUACUCAUCCCUCUGAAAUUUUCUUUCUAGUAAAAUAUAAUGAGCUUCUCUGUGCUUUUUAAUAUUGGUACAAUGAUAAAUACUAAUUUAUCUUUGAAACAUCAAAAGGCCCCAAGAAAAAUAAUGAAUUAUAAAAUUGCACCUAGAAAUCUUUCUUAGGCAAUUCUAAAUCUACUAGUAAAACUUGGCUAGGAACUAAAAUUAUUUACAUAUAUCUGAACCCAAAUGUUUGCAUUUUAGAGGCAAAUUAGAGUGCAUCUAAACCUACAGAUAGCCAUAAAAUCUCUGCAUUUAACCUGAAAUGUCUGGUAUGAGAUUAUAUAUUUUUAUUGAGAAAGUCACUCUGCUCCAAAGUUUCUUUUCAGGAAAACACUUUUGUUUCUUUGCAGUUCUAAGCUAUUUCACAUUUAUAGCUAAAUUAGGAUUUCUUUAUAAUAGUUUAUUGAAUACACACCAUAGAUUAAUCCUGUAGAAAGCCAUAUAUAGUAGUGUACUGUGCUAAUAGGGCAUUUUGUUUCAUUUUGGCAUAAAUGUUAUGUGAUCAUUGUGGUUUAGGUAAAGGUCAAUGUUCCCCUCGCACAUAUGUGCUAGUAGUUCCUGACUCUAGGGGGUAAUGUUCAUCUCAUUUCAAAGCCGA